AGCGCUCCCCUAGUGACAGUCCGCUCGGAGCUCGACAACCAGGCCUCAAAUCUGGAAACUUAACCUCCAUUUCCCACCCGGAGCUCCGCCGGCUUCUAACCACGGCCGCUCUCGGUGAGGAAACUCUGGCCUCCGCUUCCUCCUCCUCCGACUCGGACACCGGCGGAGCGUCGCCGCCCCCGCGUAAGAAGCACCGAGCCUCGGCGGCGGAGGGAGCAGGAGAGCCCGGGGCUUCAGCACUUGUAACAGGCCUAUCCGGAGUUGUCUUUGGACUUGCUACUCACUCUACACACUCUCAAGCUACUUCAGCCAUCCACUUUAACCGAAGUGUUGUCAACAACCUUAGCAGCAGUAUGCAGGCAAACGGGGCAGGACAGGGACAAGAAUCUCCAGAUCUCUCCUGCCUUAACAACGCUCAAAACGGGGAGUCGUCCUCGGCCGGAGGAGCCCACUCCAACGGGCUGCUCUCCAGCACAGACAACGGGAACAGUGUCGGUACCAGUAACGGGGCUUCCAGCGGGCCCGGGUCGGGGACCUCGGCUGCCUCCACGGCCUCGGGCUCGGAGGUCGGCUCUCUGAAGAAGAAGAAACGACUAUCGCAGGCGGAGGAAGAUGUCAUCCGAUUAAUAGGACAACAUCUCCACGGACUGGGGCUGAAUCAGACAGUGGACCUGCUGAUGCAGGAAUCAGGCUGCAGACUGGAACACCCCUCAGCUACCAAGUUCCGCAACCAUGUCAUGGAGGGGGAGUGGGACAAGGCUGAGAAUGAUCUCAAUGAGCUGAGAGCACUGAUGCAUUCUCCCAACGCCAUUGUGCGUAUGAAGUUCCUGCUGCUGCAGCAGAAGUACCUAGAAUAUCUGGAGGAUGGCAAAGUCCUGGAGGCUCUGCAGGUGCUCCGGGGAGAGCUGACGCCACUCAAGUACAACACAGAUCGCAUCCAUGUACUUAGCGGGUACCUCAUGUGCAGCCAUGCUGAGGACCUGAAGGCUAAGGCAGAGUGGGAGGGCAAGGGCACCGCCUCACGCUGCCGACUGCUGGACAAAUUACAGACGUACCUGCCACCUUCUGUGAUGCUGCCCCCGCGGCGGCUGCAGACCCUGCUGCGACAAGCAGUGGAGCUGCAGAGGGACCGCUGCCUCUAUCACAACACCAAGCUGGACAGUAGUCUGGACUCAGUCUCUCUGCUCCUUGACCAUGUCUGCAGCAGGAAGCAGUUCCCCUGUUACACCCAACAGAUUCUGACAGAACACUGUAACGAGGUGUGGUUCUGCAAGUUCUCAAAUGACGGCACCAAACUAGCCACUGGCUCCAAAGACACUACAGUCAUAAUUUGGCAAGUGGACCCGGAGAGCCACCAGUUGAAGCUGCUGCGAACCCUCGAGGGUCAUGCGUAUGGUGUCUCCUACUUGGCCUGGAGUCCCGAUGACACCUAUCUGAUCGCCUGUGGACCUGACGACUGCUCUGAGCUGUGGCUCUGGAAUGUUCAGACGGGGGAGCUGCGGACCAAAAUGUCCCAGUCCCAUGAAGACAGUCUGACCAGUGUGGCGUGGAACCCUGACGGCAAACGCUUUGUUACUGGAGGACAGAGGGGACAGUUUUAUCAGUGUGACCUGGACGGGAACUUGUUGGACUCCUGGGAAGGCGUGCGAGUGCAGUGCCUGUGGUGCCUGGGUGAUGGCAGAGCAGUGCUGGCCUCCGACACACACCAACGUAUCCGGGGCUACAACUUCGAGGACCUUACGGACAGAAACAUAGUUCAGGAGGACCACCCUAUCAUGUCUUUUACUGUUUCAAAGAACGGAAGAUUAGCUUUGUUAAAUGUAGCAACUCAGGGAGUGCACCUGUGGGACCUUCAGGACCGGGUGCUGGUGAGGAAAUACCAAGGUGUGACCCAAGGCUUCUACACCAUCCACUCCUGCUUCGGAGGACACAACGAAGACUUCAUUGCCAGUGGCAGCGAAGACCACAAAGUAUACAUCUGGCACCGGCGUGGAGAACUUCCCAUUGCCGAGCUAACAGGCCACACACGCACCGUUAACUGUGUGAGCUGGAACCCGGCCAUCCCAGGACUCAUGGCUUCCGCCUCAGAUGACGGCACAGUGCGUGUUUGGGGUCCUGCACCUUUCCUCGACUCACAAGAGGUCGACGGACUCAACGAAAACUGCAGUAACAUGGACAGUUGAUGAUCACUUGUGGAGCAGAUGACAUCUCUCUUUAACAACAAUUCAAGAAUCCCACAAUUAAGUAAAAUCUACACGGGCAAAUCCAAUCCAACACCAACUUAAAGCAAGACAAGAAUAACACACAAAAAGCCACCAAGACAAAAAGAGAAAACAAAAGUGAGAAAAAUUUGUCUCCUGACUGGCCUAAGACAAAAUGGUGGAGGUGAUGACGGACAUUCUGAAAAAAUUCAGGUCCUCAUCCAAAACCUGACCCAGACCCCGAGGAAAAACUAGUCAAAGCCCAGCGGGAUCCAUCCACUGGUGAGCUGUAACAGCUGUACUCCUCCUCUAACUUCUUCCCCCCCCCGUCUCGCUGCAUGGUCACCAGCCAUGCCAGGUCCUGCGCAGAGUUUCCAAGGAAAUCCACCUCCACCUUGAGCUUGGAGCACAUCAAGUCCCCCGUGAUGCCUCCAGACAGACACGGCAGACCAGCCGUCUAUCACUGGACUACAUCUGCCUGCUUGUCUCACAUUACCUGUAAAAUGUCUCCAUGGACAUGGGUGGGGUGUUGUUGGGGGAGGACAGUGCAUAGGGGGAUAUAGCAACUCUUCUAUAUGUAUGUUUUCCUCUUCCCCACACUUUCUUGCUAUAUUCUUCGAUCUGUUGGACAAAUGGCUGAAAAUCCACCAUAAAAACACUGACCGACCAGCUGACAAAGAACACAAAAAAGGCUAUGCUAAAUGUUGGAGUUUUUUUAUGAUAGUCAUAGCGUAAUUCUCAUUUAAGAGGUGAAUCUUAGCUCAAGUAGUGCCCGUGGAAAGCUUUAGCGUGAAGAUUCCACUUUGUGUUUCUCGACAUUAGGAACUUUUUAUUCCCUAAUUUAACUUCUAACAAGGACAGUCGCUGUAAUGUUGACAGCCCCCCCGUCCCCAGCUCCCCCCCUCUGUGUCGAGCUAGCUACCGCACAAACUCCAUUACAUCUGCCUAAAGAGGAGACGGACAGAGGGACUCACAUGUCACAUAUCAACGGUGAGGGGGUCAGACGGUGGUGGCGAGCCGGGGUUUGCCACUGUCGGGACACGACCUUUCCCAAAAAAAAAGACACGCUUUCAGACGUGAAUAGUGCAACCUGGGAUUGCACACCGGUGACUGCUGUCCCUCCUCUCUCUGCGUGUGUGUGAAAGUGAGAGCGAUUAUGCAUGCACACAUUAGUGUGAGAGUGUGGCAUUUGUGCGUUUAAUUGGCACGUGUUUUUUUUGUAUGUGUUCAAUUCACACCAGCAGAAGAUUCACCCCCCCCUCCUCCUCCUCCUCCUCCCCCCCGAUGCUCCUAAUCCCAUAGUAAAAAUUGUAAAGAGGAUUUUAAACUAAUUCUAAGUUAUCCAAAGCCCCGUAGGGACCUCUAUAUCUGUGGAACAAAGAAUACUUGAGAGCCAUUUUGUAAAAGAAAAACGUUUUCUUUAAUCUGGGGCUUUAAUUUUUACAUUUUGAUUUUUU
Messenger RNA from Centropristis striata (black sea bass), 3658 nucleotides. Its product is annotated as WD repeat-containing protein 26. Gene Ontology annotation, biological process: proteasome-mediated ubiquitin-dependent protein catabolic process. NCBI's taxonomy places the organism in Eukaryota, Metazoa, Chordata, Actinopteri, Perciformes, Serranidae. The coding region runs from base 354 to 2183 and encodes 609 amino acids. Gene Ontology annotation, molecular function: protein binding. The transcript has 14 exons. The record is from RefSeq and is a predicted model, not a curated record. Gene Ontology annotation, cellular component: GID complex.